GGACACGACCAGCCCACUUAAACGGCGGCGGUGCCGUUCUCCGCCAGAUCCGGAAGGUCUCGUAGUCACUCGCUCCGAGUCACUGUCGCUGGAGUCCAGGGGGACCGGUCUUUCUUAUGCGACCUUAGGGCACCAUCGGGAGCAGCCCCUCCUAGAAGCUUGUAGUUCUCAAGCCGGAAACGCUGCCUCCCUUCCUUGGAGGGCAGACAGACUCCUGAGGACUAAACGAUGAGACGGACCCGACGGGGAGGGAAGGAGCCAGGCGUGUUGGACGGGGCAUUCCUCAAGUCUGCCUUCAGGGAAUACUUCACGUCGAGCCCCUCGGGGCCGCUUGGCCAAUCAGAUCCCCGCUGAGAUCCUGAACAAUCCCCAGCUGCAGGCGGCCAUCCAAGUCCUGCCUUCCAACUAUAACUUUGAGAUUCCCAAGACCAUCUGGAGGAUCCAACAGGCCCAGGCCAAGAAGGGUGAGCCCCCCCCCAAGCUCUGAGCUGGAGUGCAAUUGGAGAGGUGGUCUGACCCAGCCAGGGGGGUGUCCCCAUCCCAGUCUUUUCCCAGCCCUCUGCUCGCAUGUCUCUGCUCUAUCUUGCAGUGGCCUUACAAAUGCCCGAAGGCCUCCUCCUCUUCGCCUGUACCAUUGUGGAUAUCUUGGAAAGGUUCACAGAGGCCGAAGUGAUGGUGAUGGGCGACGUGACCUAUGGGGCUUGCUGUGUGGACGACUUCACUGCGAGAGCCCUGGGGGCUGACUUUCUGGUGCACUACGGCCACAGCUGCCUGGUUCCCAUGGACACCUCGGCCCAAGACUUCCGGGUGCUGUACGUCUUUGUGGACAUCCGGAUAGACACUGCCCACCUCCUGGACUCUGUCCGCCUCACCUUUCCCCCAGGCAGCGCCCUUGCGCUGGUCAGCACCAUUCAGUUCGUGUCAACCUUGCAGGCAGCUGCCCAAGAGCUGAAAGCUGAGUAUCGUGUGAGUGUCCCACAGUGCAAGCCCCUGUCCCCUGGGGAGAUUCUGGGCUGCACGUCCCCCUGCCUACCCAAGGAGGUGGAGGCUGUGGUGUAUCUUGGAGAUGGCCGCUUCCACCUGGAGUCUGUCAUGAUCGCCAACCCCAACAUCUCCGCUUACCGAUACGACCCUUACAGCAAGGUCCUGUCCAGAGAGCACUAUGACCACCAGCGCAUGCAGGCCAACCGCCGGGAAGCCAUAGCCACUGCCCACUCAGCUAAAUCCUGGGGUCUCAUCCUGGGCACUUUGGGCCGCCAAGGCAGUCCCAAGAUUCUGGAGCACCUGGAAUCUCGGCUCCAAGCCUUGGGACUUCCCUUCGUGAGGCUGCUGCUCUCCGAGAUCUUCCCCAGCAAGCUCAGCCUCCUUCCCGAGGUGGAUGUGUGGGUGCAGGUGGCAUGUCCACGCCUGUCCAUCGACUGGGGUACAGCCUUCCCCAAGCCGCUGCUCACGCCCUAUGAGGCGGCGGUGGCCUUGAGGGACAUAUCCUGGCAGCAGCCCUACCCUAUGGACUUCUACGCCAGCAGCUCCUUGGGGCCGUGGACGGUGAACCACGGGCGGGAUCGGCUGCUCCAGGUCCCAGGCCGGCCGGCCCUGGGGAAGGUUCAGGGGGGUCCCGCGCGCCCCUCUCCAGCCGCGGCUUGCGAGCUUUGCAGCUGCAGAGACGAGAAGGUGUCGCCGAUCGCUCCCUGAGACGCUCCUGGUUCCCAGGACCCUGCCCUCCGGAGGAGCAGCCUCGAGGCUGGUGGUUUUCCGAACAGGAGGCAGACGUUUUCUUGGCCCUGGAAGAGCCCACGGCGUGCAGAGGUCUGGAGGAAGCCCUGGGAACGGUGGCACAGGCACUGAAC
Molecule: messenger RNA, 1847 nt
Organism: Cervus elaphus (red deer)
Lineage: Eukaryota; Metazoa; Chordata; Mammalia; Artiodactyla; Cervidae
Gene: DPH1
Product: diphthamide biosynthesis 1
Exons: 12
Coding region: 568-1692 (374 amino acids)
Biological process (GO): protein histidyl modification to diphthamide
Molecular function (GO): 2-(3-amino-3-carboxypropyl)histidine synthase activity
Source: RefSeq, a predicted model, not a curated record